This is a messenger RNA of Sus scrofa (pig), 10637 nucleotides long. RefSeq names its product adenosine deaminase like (gene MAPDA). Gene Ontology annotation, molecular function: adenosine deaminase activity. The record is from RefSeq and is a predicted model, not a curated record. Gene Ontology annotation, biological process: adenosine catabolic process; inosine biosynthetic process. NCBI's taxonomy places the organism in Eukaryota, Metazoa, Chordata, Mammalia, Artiodactyla, Suidae.
AGCUCCCCGAUCAGGACUGAGGAGGGUGCAGUUUGUGGUGACAGUCCGCUGUGAUUGACAUUCCUUUGAUUAUCCCGGACUGAAUCUUCGAGGGAAGACUGCCAGAUGCAGCUUAUUAUGGACACGUGGACUGUUUCUGGGAAGCGUGGGGUGUCGCUUUUCUACAAGCUUUCCUGUCUGAAGUGAAAAAUUUACCUAAGUUCUAAUAGAGUUCUCAGCUGUUGAGGAAAAUCUUUAAGAGGUGAAGCUGAGCUCAGAGCUACAUGUACAGUUUAUCUUAUCAAGAUGGGUGGAAGUAAAGCAAUUUAAAGGAAAUUGAAGACCACAAAUCUUAAUGACUGAAAUACACUGUAUUGUUCACACCAAAGCAUAAGUGUUUGGAGAAAGACCUUUGCUGUUCAGCAAAAUCAUGAUGGAGGCAGAAGAACAGCAGUCAUGGAAGACAACCUUUUACUCAAAAUUACCUAAAGUGGAACUUCAUGCUCACUUGAAUGGAUCCAUUAGUUCUAAUACCAUAAAGAAAUUAAUAACCAAGAAGCCAGGUCUUAAAAUCCAUGAUCAGAUGACUAUGAUUGACAAGGGAAAGAAAAGAACUUUAGAAGAAUGUUUCCAGAUGUUUCCAAUUAUUCAUCAACUUACUACCAGCCCUGAAGAUAUUCUAAUGGUCACAAAAGAUGUCAUUAAAGAAUUUGCAGAUGAUGGUGUCAAGUACCUGGAACUAAGGAGCACACCCAGAGGAGAAAAUGCUACAGGAAUGACUAAAAAGACUUAUGUGGAAUCUGUACUUGAGGGUAUAAAACAGUCCAAACAGGAAAAUGUAGACAUUGAUGUUAGGUAUUUGAUAUCAAUCGACAGAAGAGGUGGCCCUUCAGCAGCCAAGGAGAAUGUUAAACUUGCAGAAGAGUUCUUCCUUUCUACAGAGGGAAUAGUUCUUGGCCUUGACCUCAGUGGAGACCCUACUGCAGGACAAGCAAAAGACUUCUUGGAACCUCUUUUAGAAGCUAAAAAAUCAGGUCUGAAGUUGGCAUUGCAUCUUUCGGAGAUUCCAAACCAAGAAAAAGAAACGCAAGUACUCCUGGACCUGCUUCCAGACCGAAUCGGGCAUGGGACAUUUCUUAGCUGCUCUGAUGGGGGAUCCCCAGACCUAGUGGACUUUGUGAGGCAACACCAGAUACCACUUGAACUCUGUUUGACCUCAAACAUCAAAAGUCAGACUGUUCCAUCUUAUGACCAGCAUCACUUUGGAUUCUGGUACAGCCUUGUUCAUCCUGCCGUGAUCUGUACUGAUGAUAAGGGUGUUUUUGCAACACACCUCUCUCAAGAGUACCAGCUGGCAGCAGAAACAUUUAAUUUGACCCAGUCUCAGGUGUGGGAUCUGUCUUAUGAAUCCAUCAGCUACAUCUUUGCUUCUGACAGCACCAAGUCUGCACUGAGGAAGAAGUGGAAUCAGAUGAAGCCCAAAGCGUUACAUUUUUAAGCUGUAAGGAGGUGAAAUACUUUCAAGUAUGUAUUACAGCUGCCAUCUCCCUGCCAUAUCCCACUUAGUAAACAGUCCACUGCUCCCUCCUUUGGAAACUCAGCAACAAGUGCCCUGGGCCCCAACACCAGCAUCUUACUCAUGGCAGGUGCUCAGUAAGUUUGUCUUAAACUGCCUGGCAGGCUGCUUACUGAACUCCUACUCUGGCAGCGAUUUUGACUUAGUAGUAGUUUCUCAUCAGGGAAAGUUUUGAAAUUACUAAGUAAGAUGAGGAGAGAGGGGAAGACAGAUUGCCACCAAAACUUUUAAAAGCCUUCUAGCUUGUGAUGACAGCUCUGUUUUGUUGUGCUUCUUUUUUUAAUGGCCACACCUGUGGCAUACUGAAGUUGCCAGGCCAGGGACUGAAUCUGAGCCACAGCUGCUACCUAUGCCAUAGCUGCAGCAGCGUGGGAUCCUUUAACCCACUGCACUGAUACAUUUUAUUUAUUUAUUUAUUUUGUCUCUUUAGGGCCGCACCCACGGUACAUGGAAGUUCCCAAGCUAGGGGUUGAAUCGGAGCUGUAGCUGCCGGCCUUCGCCAGAGCCACAGCAACGCCAGAUCCGAGUUGUAUCUGUGACGUACACCACAGCUUACGGCAACGUGGAUCCUUAACCCACUGAGCGAGGCCAGGGAACGAACCCACAACCCCAUGGUUAAUAGAUUCAUUAACCACUGAGCCAUGAUAGGAACUCCUGCAGUCAUACAUUUUAGAUUUUGAAUUGAAUAAUGGAGAAUUGAUCCACUCUUAUGCUCAUAUAUCAUCUUCCUUCCCCUACCUGGUCACUCUACAGAGUUGACAAGACAGCCUCAAAUACUCAGAUAGUAAAUACUCAGAUAGUAUAGUAAAAGAGAAAUGGCAGCUUCCUUUCUCAAUUUAUAGAUACAUGUAUGAAUGCAUGUAUGUGUAUUUAUGUAUGGGUGUAUAUAUGCGUGUAUUGAUAUUAUGUUCUGUGGCACUGGCCAUUGAGAAUAGCAAUAAAGAGAAGAAUGAUAGCAUGGGGGAAAUAAGAACAGUACUAGGAAAGAACUUAUGAGAUUAUUUAUGCUAAUAUAGUCUUGCUUCCUCUGCUGCACAUGCCACCCAGUCUGUCCCACAAAGGUCUUACGAGUAUUAAAAGGGAGGUGUGCAUAGAUCCUCUUGCUCCCCAGCAGUGGGCAUGGUUUCUCUUCCUUAGGAUGUUUGAACACUAUGUAUUAUUUCUUGUUUCUUCCAUCCUCAGAAGUAGCAGACUGGGUGGCAGAUCGUGGUUUGUGAGGUAGCUUGAGAUGAAGUGAGUUUUCCCCAGAAAGAUUCUGCCUUUGCACUAUUCCCUUUGCACAUUCUCUUCACCUAGUGGUUGAAGGGCUGGUCCUGGGUCUUUUAAAGUAAGACUCUUUCAGUUAUGACAGGUCCCAGUGGAUUGUCCUAAUGGAUAAGGGUACAAAUACUGAGGAAGGAUUUUCAUUCUGUUUUCUCUUUUGCCACAUUCUAAUUUGUUUCUCAGACUAGACCAUAAAGAUUCAUAAAGGCAGGCUUAUAGUAACCCCACACAGGGAGCCAAAAAAAGCAAGUAAAGAUUUAUCUUUUCUGCCAGCAACAAAUUAAUCAUAAUUUCCAUAUAUACAUUUGGAAAAAGAAAAAUACCUGGAAGGAACACUGGGCACUAUAUAGAUAUAAUUUUUAUUAACAUGGUAUCCCUGAGAAGCAGAUUAAGGUGUAAACAUUUUUCUGCUUUACAGAAAGGGAAAUGGAGGCAGGUUGACUUACACAUAAGACAUCUGGAAGCAGAAUUCAUAUCUGUUGAUACCACCACCAGUGCUUUUCCCAUAAGAAUAUACAUAGAUAGACUGAAGAGAGUAAUCUCUCAUUUGUUAAAAAACACUACAGCAUACUUCCUAAACCAUCGUAGAUCCUGAGGUGUUGCUCUAGACCGGUGUUUCUUCUGUCUUUCCGUCUGCUGAGGCAACAUAGUUGAGAUUCCAUCUCCCCCCGAUUCCUAAGACUUAGGAAUUAGGAGAUUCCCUCAACACCGGAACCCUAAUUAAUCUUUCAUCUACCACAGUAAGCUAUGAAUUGUAGAAUAGUUUGUCUCCCCAUUUCUCACCCGGAUCUCAUUCCUGUCACAGAAUUCAUUAAAUGUGAAUGUGACACAGCUGCUUGUCCCAGGGCAAUGCUCCUUGCUCAUGCUUCUCUUUCCUCUGACCUGCCCACUGAAGCAUUGUCUCAGGAUAUUAGUUUCUGACCUAGUCCCCUAAAACUGCUCAUUCUUCUUCCCCAGUGCCAGUCAGGAGUGUCCUUGUCAGUAAGGACAGCCCAGCCCAGUCUGUAAGGUGGGGGCACCAUCUCCUGGUCUGCCUCUGGUGCUCCAUGUUUCAGCCAGGGCAAGUCUCUGCCUCCUACACAGCCCACGUCGUUACAUUCUGUGCUGCUCCAAGCUUUGUCUAACCUUCCUUAUAGUCUGUCUUUGCCCUUUGCUCUGUUGCUCCCCUAGUUUCCCAUUUCUCACCCAGUCAGCACUCAGUUUUGCAAUUAGUUUUGAAAAGUUCAUCCCACCCUCAUUUAACCUUCCCUCUGAACACUUCUUGCUUCAUGGAACCUUCCUCAUUAAAGACAAUACCUCUCAACUUUUUUUGCAAACUCUAAUGCAUUAGACCUUAACAUUUAUGCAUAGUGUUAUUACUUAGCUUUCUAGAUUUCUCUAAAACUGUUGCAGCUAUACAUGUGUACUUACUCUCUGUACAUGUCAGUGUCAUCAAGGACAGAAAGGGUCUGUGUAACUGGUGCUGUACAGGCUCAUCAUACUACUGUGAACAUGUGGGCAAUUAAUUCAAUACUAUUUGAUUAUAAUGAUUAGAACUGCAUUUUGUUUGAAGAGCUGCUUUAAAAAAUAGAGGUAUACAGUGAAACACCUGUGCACGUAUGUGCAAGUAUUGUCAACUCCACUGACCAAAGGCAAUUUAUCCUCCUUCCCAUUAAGGUAAAGAGUUGUUGGCACAAAGUGGUCUAUUUGCCCAAUCCAUGGGAGUGGCAUGGCAAGUGGCUUCUGCUCAUGGCAGGUUAGUAUUAAGUGUCCACGGGGGGGGGGGGGGGGGACAUUAGCCCAGGUGUUUAGAGUAUGUGGGAUAUGGACACUUCCAUCUUGGGAGCUUUAACUGGUUCCCUAUCACCACAUCUGGCUGGCUUGCUCUUUGGGCUUCUGGACCACAAAGGAGAGAUGCAAUUCAGAUAAGAUGAACCAAACAAAAAAAAUCAAACUAGAUGCUAUAUAUGCAAUAUUAUUCCAAAGCUUCUACAGCUUGGAAGAAACUAAGAAAUCCAGAGUUCACACCUUGUUAUUUAUAUGAGGUUUACAUUGUUUCCCCAUAUGGUAUACCUAGGUUCUUGACAAAAUGCUUUAUAGGUCAGAACCAAGAUGGAUAUUAAACUCUCCUUCUUUAAGAUAAAUGAAGAGUGCAUGACAGAUAGGUCAUUCUGAGCACAGGCUUAAAUGAGCAGGAGAAGUAAGUUUCUGCAUUUUCAUUACUCAUAAAGAGACCCAUUCACUGAGAAGUCUCACAACCUUUCCUAGAAAUGCUGCUAUGAUGCGUUUUUUCUAGUCAAAACGCAGGUAAAAACAGGAUGAGUAAAGAAAGGAGCACAUCAGACUCACAAUAUCUACUACCGUGUUCUCUCUAUUAAGGGAACAACAUAGGCCCUGAGAGGAAACAUGCUACCUGUCAAUACAAGCAAGGAGAUGGACAGAAAUCUUCCUUUCAUUCUUAAAAUGCCUUGGGAAUUUGACUCUAGAUCCAGGAGAAACACAGGAACAAACAGUGGGAUAAAUUCUAGAGUAUUUCCUAAACUAGUCAGGCACAGGUUAGGAGAUGGCUCUCACUAUUGGAAGACUUUUCCAAACAAUUUCAACACAUGUAAUGAAGCUGUUUUCUUCACUGAUCCUCAGGGGCUUACUUAGGUGCCACCUGUGACAGAAGCUUUUCUCGUGCAUGGAUCUCUCGGUGCUUGUUGAGAGCAGAGCUUUUACUGAAGUACUUGCCACAGUCAUGACACCCAUAGGGUUUCUCUCCUGUGUGGGUUCUGUGAUGUGCACGCAAGUCAGAACUCUUACUGAAACUCUUUCCGCAGUCAGGACACACGUGGGGUCUCUCUCCUGUGUGUAUCCUCCGAUGUGCACUAAAAUGAGAACUGUUAUUGAAGCUCUUCCCACACUCUUCACACUGAUAGGGCUUUUCUCCUGUGUGGGUUCUCUGGUGAAUGAUAAGACUUGAGCUCUGAUUGAAGCGUUUUCCACAUUCACCACACUGAUACGGUUUCUCUCCUGUGUGGAUUCUCCUAUGGGUGAUGAAAUUUGAACUGUCACGGAAACUUUUCCCACAGUCAAGACACUUGUAAGGUUUCUCUCCAGUGUGGAUUCUCCGGUGUCUAAUGAGGCGUGCACUCCGACUGAAGCUUUUUCCACAGUCAUCACAUUUAUAUGGAUUUUCUACUUGAUGGGCUAUCUGGUGCAUGAGGUGGGCAUUUGGACCAAAGCUUUUGCCAUACCUGAGAUAUUUAUACGGUCUCUCUCCCAAGUAAGCUUUCUGAUGACUAAGAACUUUACCUAAACUCUUCUCUGGGAAUGUUGGUUUUCCUCUUCUCUCCCAUGGGAUCUUUUCCCACUGUUUUCCUGAUCUACAUUCACUCUCACUGCCUCUACCCUGAUUAAGAUGCCGGGGAAUUUUCCUUUCAGACCUUGCAAGUAAUGUUCUAUGUAGUUGUACUUCCUCAGAAAUAUCCGUUUUUGAUUCUCUUCGUUCUCAAAUCCAGCCUCAAAACCUGGCAGAAGUAUAGAAUUUUUAAAGUUAUCCAUUUUCUCAAUCAUUAUGUGCCAGGGUAAAGCAAGUAUCACAGAUGAUUAAAGAUAAAAGUUAAGGAGCUCUAAAUCCCAAAUAACCAUCUAUUAAAAUUCCAGUGUUUUACUUCUCUACUUAGUAACCUGUCAACAUGCUUCUCAUCUACAUAGGGGCUGAUUAAUAUGUUCUUUUAACUCUUCCUGGAUGCCCGGGAUCUUAGAAAAUCCUCUCAGUAUAAGAAAAACCUACCAGUUAAAACUAUCAUCAUGAUUUUACAGGAAAGAUGCUUUCUAAAGCUGUAUUUUUGCCUCAUCUUAGGCCUAUCAUGGUAUUCUAGUUUAUGUUUUUUGCUGAUAACUAAAGGGAUUAGAAGGGAACACCUAGGAAAACCCUAGGGAAACUUCUCUAUUGAGAAAGAGCUACAUGAGCCCUUUUCCCUCAAAUUCUAUGAAUAAAAAGAGGGUAGAAAAAUAUCUGGUGUCCUUCAAAGAACAAGGCCUUCUGAGAAUGAAAUUUUGCUAGGAAGCAUCUAUCUAAAAUACUCUCUUUGCCCAUGGAGAAAUAACACUAGAUGUUCCAAAAGAACUACUUUAAUGCCCAAACUAAGCUUUUAAUACUUUUCAAAGAACCAAAUGCCAGGUUUCUUGGGCCUGGGCUAUGAGGAUUUGCAGAUACUUGCAAGUUUUCAGUUUGUAAAUUUCGUUUGAAUCUGAAGAAUUUUUAGAUGCUUCACAUAAACCCUGGAUCCCAAGUUCCCUGGACUAAAUCUGACAGCAAAAGAAUGCUAUGUCAACAGAUACAUGUACCUGUAAAGUAAUAUUUCUACCCAGAAGCCCAGUUUUAGGAGAUGCCCUAGGAAAUAGAGGUUCAUUAGAUUAAAUGAAAUCUCAGAACCUUAAAUAUGUGACUAUAAAAUUGUAAGCCUCCAAGGGGGGUAUUUAGCAUUUCCUAAACCUACAAGUCAUUUUCUAGCAGAACAUACUAAUAGCUCCAUGGAACACACUUGAAGAAUGCUGAUAUAAAGAACUUCUGGAAAAGAAAACUGCAUUUAUCAAGUGCCCAAGUGCUGUGCUAGGUGCUUCACCGCAGCACUUCAUUUACAUCAGCCUUUUGAGGUAGGUCUUUAUAAGUAAACUUAGAGGAUUAAGUAACUUGCUCUAAGGUACUCAACUAGUAAACAACAUAGUCCAGAUUCACAUACAUAUACAUGUAUGACUCCAAAAUCAGAAUAAUUCUUCCCAUAAGGAGGGAAGCUAGAGUGAAGUGGGGUUUUUUUUUCUUAUACAGCAGCUAAGAUUGAAAGGGUCAGUUCCCUCAGAAAUCUCAGGCUUUUGCAUAAGUGUGUCUAAAGAAAGAGGUUAUCAGGUUUUCAUAUAUGUGAGUAAAGCAGGCAUACAGCUGGUAUACAAGCUGAAACUAGAAAAAAAUGAGAAUGAACUUUAAAAAUCAUCUUCAUCCUAACAUGGGUACAUGACAUGCUACAUAGGAAAUGUUAGCUUUCAGAUUCCCUACUAGGCAGAUGGCAGCAAAUUUACAAAAUCUGCAACCAUCUCAGAUUGAUGCUUUUGUGUAAAGAGCCACAUGAAAUGAAUAGUUUAUAUCCCCUCACUGAGCUGAGAGCUGAAUAUAGAGGCCAGUUCUCUUGUAUUCAAUCUAAUGAUUUUUCUCCUAAAUCCCAAUGCCUUCCCUUGGCAAUUUCUACCUUAAGAAGUAAAAGGGUCUUACCACUGGGGCUCUGAAAUAAGACUGGAGCACGGGUCACUGCCUCUGGGGGUACCUCAGUAUCCUCAUCAUCAUCUUCAGAAUCUUCUAUGGCCUCAUCUGCCUCUUCAGCUUGCUUCUCAGCUUCAGCCUCACUGGUCUGGAUGGGGCACGAGCCUGCCUCCUCUUCUUGGCCAUCACUGGGCUGGGCAGCAACCCCCGCACUCACCAAAGCAUCCAUCUCUUCAAAAAAGGGACAGGUUUCUGGUGCUUGGCCAUUCUUGACUUUCCGAUAGCUGGUUUGCAGGCUUUUAAACUUGGUACGACAUUGCUCCGGUGUCCGAAGGAAGCCAUGCUCCCAUAACCGUUCAGCCACUGCUCCAUAUAGCUGGCUGUUGCGAUGACAGUUCCGGAGGGCUUCGUAAAACUGAGUCUCACUGAGGAUUGCAAGAUAGGUCUUUGUCUCUUCAUAGCCCCAGUGUACACCUGCCACCGGAAGAGAAAUUUCAGCACCACUUAAUCCAGGGCUUUAUAGCUUUAAUUCCUUGGGCCCAUCAUCUACACCAUGAAAAAUCACCUAAGCUUGGGCUCCUAGAUGAAAAAGUAAAAAUACCUCAUGUUUCUAAAAUCUAUACAAUCUCUUAGAAUGUUUUGCUUCUUUGUAUCCUAUAUCAAUUUCACAGAGACCUUUAUUCCUCCAUUCUGUUUAGAAGACAUCUUUCAACUUGGUCACUGUAACAGUCUUAUGUACACUGAGGCAAGUGUACAGAAUGCAUUUCCCCAUUCUUCUAGUAGUUUUGGAAUUCCGAUCCUAAGUACAAAAUAACUGGCUAGGGGAAGAAGACCCGUAGUCAAGAGCUGUCAGCCAUGAGUCAUUCCUAAAUUCUCUGAUCAUUCUUUUUCUACAAACCCUACUUCCUUAUGAAUUGUUUCCCAAAAAAUGACUCAGAACCCCAAGGAACAGUCUCUUUCUGAAUCACACUGCUGCUUAAUCCAAUCACAUUUAUACCCUUCUUUACUUGUCACAGUCUCAAAGAAGUCAACCCAACAAUAGCAAAGACCUGAAGGGCACAAUCUAAGAACGAGUAGUCAUGCACCUUUUUUGUAGGAGCAGAGGACUGGCAGAAACUAGGAGGAAGGAAGCAGAGCAGAUGGCACCUCCUGGCCUGAACUCUGCUAACACUGGAGGCCCCUCACCCAGGCAGUACUUGAUCAGGGUGAUUACCGACUCUACUCCCCAGAGGUACCCAAGAGAGGGAAGGGAGAUUCCAAGAGCCUCCCUCUCACUCGAGAACCAGCUGGAGAUUACACUGCUUCCACCAUCCUCCACUGCAAGUAAAAGAGAAGGGCAAAGAAUGGGAAGGCAGAGGAAAAGCAGUAGAGAAAGACAGAACAAAGAUAGUGAAAAUGAUCGCAGCUAGCACAUGUGCCGUCUUUGUGAUUUACCUAAAUUUAUUCCAGUGACAAGGGAAAAAGGAUAAAGAAAAAAUGAAAACAAAAAGUGCAAGACAGAAAGACUAGAACAGAAGUAACAACACACAUAUAAUAAAAAAUGGAAGGAAAAGACCACUGAUGCAGUGAAAUUGCAAAUUUGGAGUAGUCUUGCUGCCACACCCCAUUUUACAGUUGAGGACACACACUCUGAAAUGAUCAGACAGCUGUAUAAGGUCAUCUAGCUGUAUAAGGUCAUCUAGCUGAUGAGUGGUCAGGAUUAGAAACAAAGCCUCCUGGAGCUCCCAUCGUGUGGCAGCAGAAACGAAUCCGACUAGGAACCAUGAGGUUGCAGGUUCCAUCCCUGACCUCGCUCAGUGGGUUAAGGAUACGGCGUUGCUGUGAACUGUGGUGUAGGUCGCAGAAGCAGCUCGGAUCCUGUGUUGCUGUGGCUGUGGCGUAGGCCGGUGGCUACAGGUCCGAUUAGACCCCUAGCCUGGGAACCUCCAUGUGCCGCAGGUGCAGCCCUAAAAAAGACAAAAAGACGAAAAAAACCCAAAGCCUCCUGAUUUAUACCCGGUGCUCUUCCCAUAACAACAUGGUUGUACAAAUUACAUCAACAGAAAUAAAUGAUAUUUAAAAAUGGUUCCACAGGCAAAUAAUAUUUCAACAUAGAGUAUUAAACAAGAUUCUUGCUGUAAGACUUCUAAGUCCUGAGAGUUCCCUUUGUGGCUCAGCGGUUUACAAACCUAAAUGGGAUCCAUGAGGAUGUGGGUUCGAUCCCUGGCCACACGCAGUGGGUUAAGAAUCCGGCAUUGCCAUGAGCUGUGGUGAAGGUUGCAGAUGGCGGCUAGGAUCCUGUGUGGCUGUGGCUAUGGUGCAGGCCGGUAGCUGUAACUCCGAUUAGACCCCUAGCCUGGGAACUUCCAUAAGCCUCAGGUAUGACCCUGAAAAAAAAAAAAAAAAAAAAAAGACUUCUAAGUCCUAUUAAAAUGCCAGUGUGUGCUGUGAAUCUCAUAAAGGAAACUGAUUUUCCCCAACUUUGGGCAGUCCUACGUUAUACUACUAUAAGUAAAAUGGAACACAUAAUAAACUGAGUUUGGAAGAGCAAGGUGUUCACAUAAGGCAUUCAGAAAACAGUAGUUCUCCUUAAAAGUAAUAAAUACCAUGCCAAGUUUU